AAAAUAAAUGCUGGGAGAACUGCUCAGCCAGUCCAAGAGAGGUGUGGACCAAGGCUGCUUGUCCCGGUCUGAUCCAGAGGCCAACCAAGCAGACCCAGUGACUGACAGGACGUCAGUAUUUAUCAGCCACCUGGUGCAUUCAAUUAACAGACCAUCUACCUGCUUCCUGAAAAGAACAAAGAAAACAAAUAAUGGACCAGAAACACCUACUGGAUAGGAGGGGAUCGUCACAAGUGCAACCCAGUAAAAUCAGAUAAAUAAGGUCAGAAUGAAACCAGAGUAAAAACUAGCUCAAAUCUGGCAAAACAAAACUCAGCAUUUCCUUUUAAAAUUAAAAGAUUGUGGCAUAUAUACAAUGUAUAUACAGUAUUUCACACCUGAAUGUAUGCUCUUAUUGUGAAGGGGAGAAGGUGAGAAGAGAAGACACCAAAGGUUGUACUUCAUUGGUUUUUUGGCUUGGAAGACAUUGAGAAUAAAACAAGAGUCAAAUUAUAUUUUCAUCUUUUUCUGCUGAUUUCCACAUUGGUGACCCUGAUGUGAUUUGAACAUGCAACCUUCUGAUUAAAAAAUAUAAAUUAAACAAGAAUGAUAUGAGAUUGAGAAGGCAAUAAAGAAUUUAUAACACAAGAUAAAACCAGAACAGAACUGAGAUCAAAUCUGAACUAAAGCUGGGAUCAAAUUUAGUGGAAAACCGGGAAGAAGCAGAUAGAAAAAGGACUUAAACUCCAGCUAAUGAAAUAUAAAGAUACUGAAAUCUAAAUCAAGCAGAAAAAUCAUCUCAAUGUUCAUUUAUUUCAAUAAUUAUGUGAAAUAUUGACAUAAUCUGUAGAAGUUCAGGGACAAUGCAGAGGUGUGGUUUAAAGUGAUCACCGUGCUGUCCCGGACUGAUAGAGCGGGGCGGAGCUACUAACGGCUGAGAUCAUUACGAAGAAAUAUCUUCCAAGUUCUGGUCGAACUUCUGAAGCGGACUGGUUCCGCCCAACUUCUUCCCCCUACAGGUUCCGUGUUCUCCCGCCAAUGAGGAAGUUGUGGGAAGUUGGUGGUUCCCCCGCAGGGACGCCAGAGAUGCUCCGCCCGGUAACGGUCCGAUGUUAGCCCGGCUGCUGCUAGCCUCGCUGCAACAGGUCUGCCCCCGGUUCUACGAACCGCCCGGUCCAGAUGGAGAGCAGAACCGCCACCAGGUACUCCUGGAUCGACUUCGCCUUCUCGGUGGUGGGAGUUUGCACCUUCCUGCUGGACUGGGGCUCCGACCUGUGGCUGGCCAAGGAGUUCUACUGCCGGGGGGACUUGUUCUGGUUCGGGGUGCUGGUCGGCCUCAUGGUUCUGUCCUCUGUCGUGGUCCAAAUGUUCAGCUGGUUCUGGUUCCAGUACGACCGGGAGCUGCCGGGGUUCAGCGAGCAGACCCCCGGGGCAGGGAGCGUGUUCUGCGGGGACAGAGCCAAGCUGUUCUGCCUGUUGCAUGUUCUCCAGCUGGGCUUCCUCUGCAGACACGUGUCGGCCAUCCGUCAGGGCUUCAGGGUGUGGUGGAGGAAGGAGGCGGGGUCAGAGUACGCCGUCUACCUGACGCACGAUCUGAGCAUGCUCCGUCUGAUCGAGACGUUCUGUGAGAGCGCCCCCCAGCUCGUCCUGAUGGUCUACGUCAUGCUCCGCACCAACCGGGCCAGGACCGUCCAGUUUGUGAGCGUGGCGGCCUCCGUGGCCUCCGUGGCCUGGAUGGUGGUGGACUACCACCGCUCUCUGCGCUCCUUCCUGCCAGACAAGGCCGAGCAGCGCUGGGGUUCCUCCAUCGUCUACUUCCUGUGGAACCUGCUGCUGAUUGGCCCGCGGGUCGCCGCCCUCGCCCUCUUCUCCUCCGUCCUGCCCGGCUUCAUCGCCUUCCACUUCCUGCUGCUGUGGCCGACGCUGGUUCUGUGGGCCUGGCGGCAGGACACCGGCUUCAUGGACAGCGCGGGCGGCGAGUGGCUGUACCGCGCCACCGUGGGCCUCAUCUGGUACUUCAGCUGGUUCAACGUGGCCGAGGGCCGGACGCUGGGCCGCAGCCUCGUCUACCACACCUUCGUCACGGCCGACGUGGCCGUCCUCCUCACCACCUGGUGGAGCUACAGAGACCCGGUCCAGACGGUGGCGUACGGCGCGGCGCUGCUGCUCGCCCUGCCGCUUUGCUACCUGCUGGGGUUGCUGCUCAAAACGCUCUACUACUGCCGCUUCCACCCCACGCUGCCGCCGGACCGCGACCCACACGACCUGCCCGACUCCGACGUGGCCUCCAGGGCCCUCCCCAUCCAGGACGGAGCGCCGGCCGCCCCGCUGCUCAAUCAGCGAAUGGCCUGCCACGCCGCGCAUUUCUACACCGACCGGCGCCACGCUAUGGCCAGGGGACUGGGUGGGGCUACUUGUGAAGUGGGCGGGGCCGGGGUGUCUCAUUCCUGAGCACAGCUUCCUGUUCUGCUGCAGCAGCUUCCUUUCCAAAGGCCUUACAGUGGCAGUCGCCCAGGGCAACACGAUUUGACGGCCCCAAAGUCUAGAAUAUUUUUAUAAUGAAUGAAUUUUUCUCAUUGGCUCACAUUUUUAUUAAUGUUUCUGAUACUCCAAACAUGGAGCCCUCUCACAUGUGAUCCUGCUGUUGCCUUACCUCACAUAUUGAGUAAAAUGUCUUAUUUUACUA
Xiphophorus couchianus (Monterrey platyfish) is the source of this 2665-nucleotide messenger RNA. It is a transcript of the gene xkr8.3, whose product is annotated as XK related 8, tandem duplicate 3. Gene Ontology annotation, cellular component: plasma membrane. Bases 1159 to 2430 code for a protein of 423 amino acids. The transcript is spliced from 3 exons. Gene Ontology annotation, biological process: phosphatidylserine exposure on apoptotic cell surface; engulfment of apoptotic cell; apoptotic process involved in development. The record is from RefSeq and is a predicted model, not a curated record. Lineage: Eukaryota; Metazoa; Chordata; Actinopteri; Cyprinodontiformes; Poeciliidae.